AUGCACACUUUGCUUAUUGUUCUUGCCGCUUCCUGUGCUGUAUCUGCGGCUUCGAAUUCCCAAGAAUUCAGAGAUUUCUAUUGUGGCAGACGUCUGGCAACAGCUUUGGCUGUUGUCUGUGAAAGUAAUAUGAUAAAAAGGUCCGAGAUUUACAACAGUUUGGAUACUAUAGAAAUGCGUUGGCCGUGGUUAGCACCGCUCAGAGCACGCAGAUUGGGUCGCAGCAAACGACAAAUAGUCUCCGAGUGCUGCGAGAAGCGUUGUUCACAUGAAGAGAUGUCGGCAUAUUGU
Molecule: messenger RNA, 291 nt
Organism: Brenthis ino (lesser marbled fritillary)
Lineage: Eukaryota; Metazoa; Arthropoda; Insecta; Lepidoptera; Nymphalidae
Source: the annotation of a GenBank genome assembly